Radiomyces spectabilis is the source of this 903-nucleotide messenger RNA. RefSeq lists its product as uncharacterized. NCBI's taxonomy places the organism in Eukaryota, Fungi, Mucoromycota, Mucoromycetes, Mucorales, Radiomycetaceae. The transcript is spliced from 2 exons. The record is from RefSeq and is a predicted model, not a curated record. Bases 1 to 903 code for a protein of 300 amino acids.
AUGACCCUGGGAAAUCAACUAUUAUAUCAAACUCCUCAUGCAUCCUACGAAUAUAUGAGCAUGAAUCCAUCAGACGAAAUAUCAAAGCAUGUUGAAUGUCUUAAAACACGUUUAAAUUUCGCUCGCUUCAAAGUACGAAAUGGAUGGGAAAAAAAUACAUUAUUUGACGUGGAAUCAUUGUGGAAACAACGCCGACGUCAACUCAUCAAUGAUAUACCAACGCCUCGAUUUACCCAGCAGGACAUUAUCGAUAAACGCGCUUAUUUUCCAUCGACGGGCGCGCGAACCGCCAAACAUAUCAAAAAAGCGAAAUUAACGCGUUCGUUGUCGAGUCCUGCAUCAGCAUCCAAUGAGGAGUUUUCCAUGGAUACUUUGGCUAUGGCCUGUGCGACCAUUGGAUACAAAUCCCGAAACGCGACUCUUCGACGAAAAAGUCACCCACCCUCACGUUCCAAAACAAUCGCCGUCGAUACCGUCACCCAUUUCCCAAACCACUCGCUACCCCAGAAUCUUUCCACCCGUCAGACCGUGCCAUAUGAACGAAAACUGUGGCAUCACUCGGCAGGUGGCAAGUCCACUUUUGAUCACGAUCAUUCUUCAUUUGACGCUGCCAAUGUUCCAUUCACAACGGAUGAGGAGCCCCAAGUAAAAAAUUCGCUUGAUUUCCUUUCCUAUGCUAUUGCUAUGAGAGAAGAACGUGACGAUCACAAUAUUACACAAUCGCAACCAUUGCCCGAGCCAUGCAGCUCUCAGGAAAUUGAUAUCGACGAUCAAGGCAGAAUGACAUUAUCAAGCGGAGAUACGGAAAGUGAAGACACCAUGAGCCCGCCUUCAUCACCCGCCACUGCUGCUGCUCAAGCUAUUAUGAUGUUUGUCAACGGCAAUCAGGAACCGAUCUAUUAG